AUCCCACUUCAAUGCCUCGUCUUCGAAAGAAUCAACUCCAACCAGCCUUGCAGGCUAUUGCAACCGAGAAUUAUGUCUUCCAGAAUUGGGCAAAGACAUUUUCGUGUCAAUGUGAAUUAUUAUUCACUCCGUCCACCGAAGAGGAGAUUAUCGAGAUUGUGCGACUUGCUGGGGAACAUAAAAAGUCCAUCAAAGUAUUUGGCAGUGGACAUUCACCGUCAGAUCUUGCCAUGACCCAUGACUUCCUUGUCAACAUUGACACCAUGAAUAAAAUGCUCAAAGUGGAUACCGAGAAACUCACCAUGACGGUCCAGGGUGGCAUGUCAUUGCAUACAUUUCACAAAGUACUCAAAGAUCACGGCAUGGCUUUAUCCAAUCUCGGUUCGAUUUCUGAUCAGUCCGUGGCUGGCGUCACCGCCACCGCAUCGCACGGUACAGGUGCCCAUUUUGGCAGCCUGUCUUCCAUGAUUCUGGACUUGACCCUUAUUACUGCGAAUGGCGACACACUCUAUUGCUCUCCGGAAAGUCAUCCCGAUGUGUUUGCAGCGGCCAAAUGUAGUCUAGGAGCUCUGGGUAUUAUCACUCGCAUAACAUUCCAAGCGGAGCCCAUGUUCCGUUUGGAAGCGACUCAGCUGCCCUACAAAUUCCCAGAAGUUCUGGAAAAAUGGGAUGAAGUAAUCCAUUCCGCUGAACAUGUACGUGUGUGGUGGUUUCCUCAUACCGACGAUUGCGUGGUUUGGCGGGCCAAUCGUACCGAGAAGCCGGUCACUGUUGCCAAUCCCGGAUGGUUCCUUGAACGCGGUCUAGGUUUUCACGCUUACCAGGCCAUGCUCAAUACCGCCCGUUAUUUCCCGUCGAUUAUUCCAAAGAUCACGCAAUUCAUGUACAAGACGAUCCACUCACGUGAGCAACAUAUAAUCGACGAUUCCCAUAAAGUCUUCAACUUUGACUGUCUGUUCCCUCAAUAUGUCAACGAAUGGGCUAUUCCUUGGGAGGAUGCCCCGGCGGCCCUCCGCCAACUGGAUGAAUUCAUCAACAAAAAUGAUCUCAAGGUUCAUUUUCCCGUGGAAAUUCGAUUUGUGGAUGAGGACGAUAUUUGGUUGAGUCCGGCUUACGGCCGUAAAACAUGUUAUAUUGGUGUUAUUAUGUAUCGGUCAGUAUUCUGUGCGCAGGACAUGUGAGUCACUGCAAAGAAGAUCUAACAGACAUUUAACACAGACCCUAUGGUAAGCCGGUGCCC
Messenger RNA from Radiomyces spectabilis, 1240 nucleotides. RefSeq names its product D-arabinono-1,4-lactone oxidase-domain-containing protein. The transcript is spliced from 3 exons. NCBI's taxonomy places the organism in Eukaryota, Fungi, Mucoromycota, Mucoromycetes, Mucorales, Radiomycetaceae. Gene Ontology annotation, cellular component: membrane; mitochondrion. Gene Ontology annotation, molecular function: D-arabinono-1,4-lactone oxidase activity; FAD binding. The record is from RefSeq and is a predicted model, not a curated record. Bases 12 to 1181 code for a protein of 389 amino acids.